Psylliodes chrysocephalus is the source of this 2035-nucleotide messenger RNA. The record is from the annotation of a GenBank genome assembly. NCBI's taxonomy places the organism in Eukaryota, Metazoa, Arthropoda, Insecta, Coleoptera, Chrysomelidae.
UCUGACAUUUAAACAAAUAUUGUUAAACAACAUUGACACCAAAACAUUAUUUUGCCAACAUUGCAGACAAUUAUUUGUAUUUGUGCUUUAAUUAAUGUAAACCUGAGUGAAAGUACUCUAGAAAUAUUUAAUCAAAUGUAAUGACUACCUCUAGGGUAAUACGUGGCACUAGGGCCAAAGUAUUCUUGUACGUUUGUGCUAUUUUGAUUAUAGUAGGAAUAAUAGCAUGUUAUAAUAAUACCCUUUCUCAAUUAGAGGAAGUUAAAAAAUCUAACGACAUAUGCCACCAACAAGAAGAGAAUUUAUCCACACAGUUGCAAGUGAUAUCUGACUAUAAACAAAGAUUAGAAAAGAGUUUAAAGACAGAACAAUUUGAUCAUCAACAGAUAAAAGCUAAUCUAGAUAAUCAGUUGAAAGAAGAGAGAAGCAAAUAUGAAAAAGAUUCCAGCGACAUGAAGUUAAAAUUGGGGUCUUUGCAGCAACAUUUCAAUUUAUUGCAGACCCAAUAUGAUGAUUAUAAAGAAGAAACUAGUAAAACCCAGAAACAAGAACAAGAAGAGAUCAAUAAUUUGGAAGCCAGAAUUAGUGAACUGCUUGAAGAGCAAAAGAAAAUUAAAUCUUCAAAAGAUAAUCUCAAGGCUCAAUGUGAGGUGAUAGAACGUGAUAAAGAACAUUUGGAGCUGCAAAUGCAAGAGCAUCUAAAUAAAAAAGAUGAUGAAAAAAUAGGCCAAUUGAAGAAAGAAAAUGAGGAACUCAAAUCAGAAAUAUCACGUUUAAAGGCAAAAUGUGGUCCUGAAGACACUCUCCUGGAACCAAAAGAAUCUCAGAAUCAGAAUCCAUUAAACAAGGACAAUAAUCAAAACAAUGAUAAACAAGACCUCCCUGUUUUACCGGAACCAAACCAAGAGCCGUUCAAAAUUCCCUCCUCAAGUAGUACCUCCUCGAAUAAGGUUGGCCCCAAACCCUCCCAAGCCAGCUUGGGAGUGGCCAAACCGAUAUAUAGACCCACAGCUACCCCCGAAACUGUGCCAAAAGAUAAUAAUAAGUUACCAGACGGAGUCGUCGCCAUCCCUGCAAAGAAAGAAGAAGAAUUCGUAAAUGCUCGGUAUCAGAAUGCCAAAGAGAGCGCUCAGAAUGAGCAGAACCUAGCUCAGAAAGAACAGAACCAAGCUCAAAAACCUAAAGAAGCCAAAAACGAUUCUGAAAAAGAAAACGGAGCGCACGAACAAUUCGACGAUCCUUUAUUUCACGAUGGGUUACAAUUCAACGAUAACGAUCAAAUGAAGCAGGGCGAAAAACCGAAUUUAGACAAAAGACACAUCGACACUAUGGGGAAAGACAAAAAAAUAUACGAUCAGGAUCAGGGGGAAUACAAGGAAAUGAAUGAUGUUCAGCUUGAAGAGAAUGAUGACGACGAUGCAGAUGGAUACGACGACCAUUUAGCCAGGCAAAAGGAGCCCGCCGUUAGGAACUGACUAAUUUAGUUAGUUUUUCAGCAAUUCGAACAAUUUUUAUCGUUAUUUGUGUCAUAUCAUUAAGAAUGUUUCUAUUUGUGCAAUAACUUACUGUGAGUUAGUUCUUGCCAUUUGUUUACAAAAAAAAAAGAACAAAAUUUUGUAUAUACUAGUUAUGAAAAUAUGUUUAAAAAAAUUGUAGCAAUUUGUAUUUUGGUAGAAAUUUAUUUUCUAAAGACUUUUUUUACCAUAUUUCGAUUGGCUGUACUUAAACAUUUCUCGAAUGUUAUUUAAAACAGAUUUUGCUCAUUAAUAUACACUCGUGGGUAAAAUUUUACAAUUUCCAUAUUUUUCCUGUUUCUUCAUUGUUUUUAUGAUAUUUUAGGCGUUCCGAAUCUUAUUCUGGUUCUUUUUUAUCUACUUUUACCAUUCCAUCUUGUAUUAGAAUCUGUAUUGUGACAAAUACUUAAACAUACCUAUUUUUACUGGACUACAAAGAAUAUUCUAUAAUUUCAUCCACGAGUGUAGAUGAUUUUCGAUCAGAGGCCACAGUUGGCUCCCUGCGGAACAUCUAUUUUUAC